GAUGAGCAAAACGCAAAGCUCAAAUCUACCAUGCUUUGCACUGUGGCCACUUAUCAUUGAUGAUGUGAUGAUGCAUGCAAGAAAAGAAACGCGAACAGAGAAGCAAGGUAGCUCAAUUAAAUUAAAAUCCAGCAAAAAGUCUCUCUUUCUUUCUCUCUCUCUGGCUCCACUUUUGAACCAAGCACUCACGAGACACCCUUGAAGCUUCACCCUUUGAAUUCAUCUUUAUGCUGCUACACGACCUAAUCCUCCUCACCCCUCCUAUUACCAGAAACAAACCGUGAAAACUGCUUCUUCUCUUCUCUUCUCAUCUCAUCUCUAUCUAUCUCCUUACAAUUCCCAUCUUCACCAACGCUCCCUGCAGUUACUUCCAAUUCUUAUGUUCAUGUUUUGCAGAAAUUUUCACCCUUGACAGCUUUGAGACAAUUGCUUGAUAUGAACAAAUCUUUUGCAAUCCAAAAGGGUCUUCUCUGAAUUCGUAAAUGAGUCAUUUUGACUCGUAUUCUGCUUCCUGUUCUUCAUUUUCUGUUGGAGCCUAUGUUUCGGAAUCGGUUUAUGCACUUCCUGAAAUCGGUUCACACAUUCAGAAGAAAAUCUACUUUUGACAGAUUGUUUUGACAAGCAAGCAUCGGUCACUGCGCAUAUCUGUUUCAGAGGCAUGCACUUUGCCAGAACUUCAAUGGGAGGCUCAUGUUUCCAUGCGCUUCGUCUGAGGAGGUUCAAGAGUAAGCCUCUGCCAGAACCCUCUUCGUCUUCGAGGGCCCGGUUGGAUUCUGACUUGGAGAACAUGGAGAGAAGAAGAUUCGACAGCUUGGAAUCAUGGUCCAUGAUAUUGGACUCCGAGAAUGUGGAAACAUGGGAAGCAUCAAAGGAGGAUCAAGAAGAAUGGACUGCAGACCUUUCUCAACUUUUCAUCGGUAACAAGUUUGCUUCUGGUGCUCACAGUCGAAUUUACCGAGGAAUUUACAAGCAGAGAGCUGUUGCUGUAAAAAUGGUCAGAAUCCCCACACAGGACGAGGAGAGAAGAGGCUUGCUCGAACAGCAAUUCAAGUCAGAAGUUGCUUUACUUUCACGUCUCUUUCACCCUAACAUAGUGCAGUUUAUUGCAGCUUGUAAAAAACCGCCAGUGUACUGUAUCAUAACAGAAUACAUGUCACAAGGAACUCUGAGGAUGUAUCUGAACAAGAAAGAACCAUAUUCUCUUUCGACAGAAACCAUACUAAGGUUAGCUCUUGACAUAUCAAGGGGCAUGGAGUACCUUCAUUCGCAGGGUGUGAUCCACAGAGACCUCAAGUCAAAUAACUUGCUUCUCAACGAUGAGAUGAGGGUUAAGGUGGCAGACUUUGGAACAUCGUGUCUGGAAACACGGUGUCGGGAAACCAAGGGAAACAUGGGAACGUAUCGUUGGAUGGCCCCUGAGAUGAUUAAGGAAAAACCAUACACUCGUAAAGUUGAUGUCUACAGCUUUGGAAUCGUUCUCUGGGAACUCACCACUGCUCUUCUCCCCUUCCAGGGAAUGACCCCUGUUCAAGCUGCUUUUGCUGUUGCUGAGAAGAACGAAAGGCCUCCACUUCCUGCUAGUUGCCAACCAGCACUUGCUCAUCUCAUAAAACGUUGUUGGAAUGCAAACCCUUCGAAGAGGCCAGAUUUCAGUGACAUCGUGUGCACUCUGGAGAAGUACGAUGAGUGUGUGAAAGAGGGUCUUCCUCUGACUCAUCAUUCAGGCCUUGUCAGCAAAAACAUCAUCAUUGAACGCUUAAAAGGUUGCGUCUCUAUGACUUCUUCCAUACCUGUACAGGCUUGAUUCCCUAUAUAAGGUAUAUUGUUGUUGUCAUCAAUCCAUAUUGAAGCUCUUAUAAGUUAUAGAUAUUAUAUUAUACAUGCUUCAUCUUCUUUCAACUCUAUUAUUAUGUAACUGUACCUUUUUUCAGUUGUGUCAAAGGGAUCACUUAUUUCAUUAAAGACAGGUACAACCGAAUUGUUAUCUGCUAAUCUCUUCAUUCCCAAACACACACAACUUUACUACAAGUGGAAUUCAUUACUUCGAUAUAAAAAUUUGAAUUCUCUGUUGAAUUUUUCUAUACUGUUUUUUUACUGUGUCUUCAAAAUAUAUCGCCAGAAAUCGAAACUGUAAUCUGAAGCACUCCAACCUCAACUACCGUAUGUUAACCAAACUCAACAAAGCAACAGCCUCCAUCCUACCAAACAACAUGUACUACUCUGCAUUAAUACAUUGGCAACUGUUCAAUUUUCCACCCACCCACCACAAACGCUGACAUUAUUCUUAACUAAAACUACACUACUGUUGGAACCCUCAUUUAUGUUUAUGUCUUAUCCCUCUUCUUGUCUUGGAAGUUAAUUUCCACUUCAAUUAAGCUAACUAUAAAUUAAUGACUAGAUUUGGACUGUGAUGGUUGCUCAUGAAUAAUUAAAUUUUGAGUUCAGUUGUGAUUGAAGGAAUUGGGUAGAUUCG
Messenger RNA from Vigna unguiculata (cowpea), 2473 nucleotides. RefSeq names its product Protein kinase superfamily protein (gene HT1). NCBI's taxonomy places the organism in Eukaryota, Viridiplantae, Streptophyta, Magnoliopsida, Fabales, Fabaceae. The record is from RefSeq and is a predicted model, not a curated record. Gene Ontology annotation, molecular function: protein serine/threonine kinase activity; ATP binding. Gene Ontology annotation, biological process: protein phosphorylation.